UGCAAACAUAUUUAAAACAAUAAAAUCAAUAGUUUUCGAAGAAAUUCUGAGCUCAAAGCUCGCUAUUGCGAAAAUGAAGUUGUGUUUCAUAAUUUUACUCUUUUUACUUUUGGGAAAUGCAACGUCAUCGAUGUUCAAAAUGGAGAGAGGAUCUGCUUUGAAAUUGGUCUGUCCCGGAGACGAACAAGAUGAUUUAGAAUACGAGUCAAAUAUAUCGCAUGUAAACAUAUCUACAGGAAAACCGGGAAAAAGAGGUCCACAAGGUCCACCAGGACCGCCUGGUGCAAAAGAACCAGAUUCAGAAAUACGGAGAAGAUAUGAAGAUCGAAUUUUGGGGUUGGAAACUCAAUUAUCAGUUGUAUAUUCAGCACAAAGCGAGCAAUUAGGUGGAUUAGGACAAGUUGGAAAUCCUGCGGAAAAUUGCAAAGCCAUAAAACAAGCGACUGAUAACGCCGAAAAUGGUCUCUAUUAUAUCAAGGAUAUGGAGGGAAAUGUAUUUCAAACAUAUUGCGACAUGAAUAUUAGUGGUGGAGGGUGGACUCUCGUUGCUUCUGUUCACGAAAACAAUAUGAAGGGAAGAUGCACAUCAGGCGAUAGAUGGUCGAGUGAACAAGGAAAUAGUGCACAACAUCCUCACGGUGACGGCUUCUGGGAGAACAGAGCUGUUCAUGGAAGUGCGUCUUCAUCCACCAGUGACGAUUAUAAAAAUUCUGGAUACUUUGCAAUGAAUGCACGUGACAUUAUGAUAUGGCAUACACCGAAUGACACACCCGUUGGAAACUUUGAUUCUGAAGCCUUUUUCAAGUAUCAUACGAGUAAUGGUUUCUUACAAGGAUAUGACGGAAAUCUUCAAACUCUCUAUUCAAAACACUUCCCGAUGCGCAGCGAGCAAUAUGCCUAUGAUACAGAUAAUGGACCAGCAAUACCCAUAACUUGGGACAAAGGUAGUAAUGCAGAAAUGCUAGAAGUCACACCUGUCAAUUCAAGACUGGAAAUCGAACCUGGAUAUGUACAGUUUCGUGCAGUCAACGUCGAACAAAGUUCAUUCGCACUUUGUCCUGGUGUUCGUAUCAAACCAAAAAAGUUCAACGUAGAACAUGUAUGCAUCGGAAGUACAAGCAAAAAUAUCGGUCAUGAUCGUGAAGAAGAAUAUUGUGGUGAUUUUGCAGCAAAAGAUUGGUUCAGCACUAGAUGGUCAUCACCAGAAAAAAUGAUCAAAUCUGUUGUCAUGAUAUUCUAUCGUUAAGUAAAAAUGGUUUAAACUGUUGCAAUUCAAAACUGACCCACUUAGCUGUGAUUCAUUUUUUUGAAGUACAAACGUUUAAAUAAA
Styela clava is the source of this 1330-nucleotide messenger RNA. NCBI's taxonomy places the organism in Eukaryota, Metazoa, Chordata, Ascidiacea, Stolidobranchia, Styelidae. The record is from RefSeq and is a predicted model, not a curated record.